Molecule: messenger RNA, 826 nt
Organism: Stereum hirsutum FP-91666 SS1
Lineage: Eukaryota; Fungi; Basidiomycota; Agaricomycetes; Russulales; Stereaceae
Product: 14-3-3 protein
Exons: 5
Biological process (GO): signal transduction
Cellular component (GO): cytoplasm
Source: RefSeq, a predicted model, not a curated record
GUCGACGUCCCCCACAUACAGCCCACCACCAACACCCCCCGUCUCAUCCAUAAUCAACAUGCCUGAAUCCCGCGAAGACUCUGUCUACCUCGCCAAGCUCGCCGAGCAGGCUGAGCGUUACGAAGAGAUGGUCGAGAACAUGAAGCGCGUCGCUUCAUCCGACCAGGAGCUCACCGUUGAGGAGCGCAAUCUCUUGUCCGUCGCCUACAAGAACGUCAUUGGUGCCCGCCGUGCGUCGUGGAGAAUCGUCUCCUCCAUCGAGCAGAAGGAGGAGUCCAAGGGUAACGAGGCCCAGGUGUCGAUGAUCAAGGGCUACAGGGAGAAGAUUGAGUCAGAGUUGGCCAAGAUCUGCGAGGAUAUCCUCGACGUUCUCGACAAGCAUCUCAUUCCUUCCGCUGCCUCUGGCGAGUCCAAGGUCUUCUACCACAAGAUGAUGGGCGACUACCACCGUUACCUCGCUGAGUUUGCCACCGGUGACAAGCGGAAAGACUCGGCCGACAAGUCCCUCGAGGCCUACAAGGCCGCCUCCGACGUUGCCGUUACCGAGCUCCCACCGACACACCCUAUCCGUCUCGGUCUCGCAUUGAACUUCUCCGUCUUCUACUACGAGAUCCUGAACUCGCCAGACCGUGCUUGCCACCUUGCCAAGCAGGCCUUCGACGACGCCAUCGCCGAGCUCGACACCCUCUCCGAGGAGUCGUACAAGGACUCUACCCUCAUCAUGCAGCUCCUGCGCGACAACCUCACCCUCUGGACCUCGGAUAUGCAGGAUUCAGACAAGCCUGCCGAUGCCAAGGAUGAGGCUGGUGAGGCACCUGCAGACGAC